CGGCGGGCGAGCCCUCGCGCCCGCGCCCCCCGCCUCCUCCCCCGCCCUGCCCCACCUCCGCCCACUUGACGCCAUGACGCACGGCAGGUUUGCGGACGUGGCGGCGCCGCACUGCCCGGAAGGUGGAGACGCUGGCGGCGACGGCGGUGGUGGACGUCGACGACCGAGAAACGGGCGAGGCGAUGCGUCGGCCCCGGACGCCGGCGGCGUCUGACGACCUGCUGGUCCUCCCGUGGUCGUGUCCCCCCUGCUAACGGGACAGGUUUUGAAAUUAUGGCGGGGAGGCAUCAGAAUCGUAGUUUUCCUCUUCCAGGAGUUCAUUCAAGUGGUCAAGCACAUGCCUUUGGAAAUUGUACAGACACUGAUUUGUUGUUGGAAGAGGAUGCUGAAGUGUAUGAGCUUCGACCCAGGGGAAAGGAAAAAGUCCGAAGAAGUACAUCAAAAGAUAGACUUGAUGACAUUAUAGUACUAACAAAAGACAUACAGGAAGGCGAUACUUUAAAUGCAAUAGCCCUUCAGUACUGUUGUACGGUAGCAGAUAUCAAGCGGGUUAACAAUCUCAUCAGUGAUCAAGACUUUUUUGCCCUUAGGUCUGUCAAAAUUCCAGUCAAAAAAUUUAGUUCGUUGACUGAAACACUUCAUCCUCCAAAAGGAAGACAAACUUCACGUCCUUCAUCUGUUCAGUACGUUCCAGAACAACAAGAAAUUUUGUCUCCUAAUGAUUCUGUUUCUUCCAGUGAGUCCGCUGGCAGCUUUUUAAAAGAAGUAGACCGAGACAUAGAACAAAUAGUAAAAUGUACAGAUACUAAAAGAGAAAACCUUGAUGAGGUGGUGUCUGCAUUAACAGCACAACAAGUACGUUUUGAACCUGAUAACAAAAACAUUCAACGUAAGGAUCCUUACUAUGGUGCUGACUGGGGAAUAGGGUGGUGGACAGCUGUAGUCAUAAUGUUGAUAGUAGGUAUAAUUACACCAGUAUUUUAUUUGCUGUAUUAUGAAAUUUUAGCUAAAGUGGAUGUUAGUCACCAUUCAACAGUGGAUUCUUCACAUUUGCAUUCAGGAGUCACACUCCCAUCACAGCAGAGAGAAAUGGCAAAUGGAAUUGCUCCAACUAAAGGUGUACCUCUUGGCCAACAAAAUGAUCAUAAACUAUACAGUCAAGAUUCCCAGCCACCUGCUGCUCAACCCAGAAUAUAGCAGUUAGCUCUCAGUCACAAUGUUGUUAAAUCACCUAUGUAUUUGGAAUACGCAGUGUAUCACUUCUUUUCAGUGACCACUUCAAAGGCAGAGUUUUGGGAGGUUGAAGAUGCUUUAUGUUUUUCACCCUUUAGGGGGAGCCGUGUGCAAAUGGGCUGAGUACAUAGUUGAUAUUGUUGAUGUGGUAUCAGUAAACAUAUGUUUAAAGGAGCAAUUAAUUUAAAUAUAUUUUGUAAGUUCUUAGCUUGGAAUAUUCGUUUUAUCAUUUGGGCCUUGUUAUGCUUGAAAUAUUUUUAGCUCAUUUUUGAUUUAAGGUUAAUGGUAAUUGACUAAGCAAAAUAAUGAUAGCAUCAUCUGUCUGUGACUGAAUAAAGUUGACUACUGUAGACCAUGAAGAUAGUUGAAAAAAGUUUGGUUCUAAAAUUAUUUAUGAUAAUACAUACUUAGUAUUCCAUUUUGAAGCUUUAAGCAUGUUUAACAUGUAUGCUAUGCAAAUAUAAGUUGAACUAGAAAGGGGAAGAAAACAUACAAUAUCUUAAGGAGGCAAAUGAAUAAGAUUAAAUAUUUUUAAACCCCCAGAUAAUGUGGUUGGAAAGCUGCCAUUUGGUCACUAGAACACUGGAUUAGGUGAAGACCUAGAAAUAAUCUUUACUCUUAAAUAAUGCUGCCUCUACAAUUUUAAGUGUUUUUUUUUUUUAGUUUUUAGAUUUGCCUCCGAUAUUUGAAAAAGCACUUUUGUAAUUCUUUGAUGAAAAGUGUAAUACAGAUGAGUAUUAUUUAGGAAAGAAUUCCUUACAUACUGUGAGAAGUUGUUGCUGUGUUACAUGUAGUAACAUGCCUUAAUUACAUUUUAAAGCCUUAAAUAUUUUAUGUAAGCUAGUGUAAUUUUUAUAAUUAAAAUUAAGCAUUGUCAGGGAUGCAGCUCAGUGGUAGAACACAUGUCUGGAAUGUGUGAGGCACUGAGUUUUACCCCUGGUACUGCAGGGGAGAAAGGUAGUUUAUUUAGUAUCAGAAAAUAAAAACAUAACUCUAAAUAGUCAAGCUGAAUUCACGACAUAGGCUGUAUAAUUCAUCUCUGCCUUCACAGUCAAGCACAAGUUACUCUCACAACAGAUUUUCACAGCCUACCUCUGAGAUGUUGCUCUUUGUAUAGAAAUUGGUUGAAAGGUUGAUGGUGCCACUUUUUAAAACUGCUGUGGAUCAGCCAAUCUGGCAAAACGAGCAUUUGCAUACUGAUUCACUUAAUUUUUAAAGGUAUGUGUUUUUAAAAUGUAACCAAAAUGAUUAAUUAAAGGUUUGGUGGUGUCUUGAUUGCCUAUUUUGUGUAUAAUAAACAUAUACCUUAAGAGAGA
Messenger RNA from Sorex araneus (European shrew), 2549 nucleotides. It is a transcript of the gene LYSMD3, whose product is annotated as LysM domain containing 3. The coding region runs from base 274 to 1197 and encodes 307 amino acids. Gene Ontology annotation, cellular component: Golgi apparatus. The record is from RefSeq and is a predicted model, not a curated record. Gene Ontology annotation, biological process: Golgi organization. Lineage: Eukaryota; Metazoa; Chordata; Mammalia; Eulipotyphla; Soricidae. The transcript has 3 exons.